AAUAGAUAUAUAUUAGAUUUAAUAUACUACCUUUUUUAAGAAACUUAAUAUAUUACCUUAAAUAUACAUAUUUUUUGUGUGCAUUGAAUCAGCUAAUACUUAUGGAGCUUCAUCUCAUUCUCAUGUUCACCCUAUGUUUGCUUUUUUCCAAUAAAAGUAAUGGUGCUUUACCAGAAGAGGUCUACUGGAAAUCCAAGUUACCAAACACUCCAUUACCAAAGGCUUUACAAGAACUUUUGCAGCCUCCUGGAAAUAUAAGUAAUUUUGCAGAAGUAGAGCUUGUUAUGGCUCCAACUAGAGGAAAAAGAUCAACCUAUGGAACUGGAUAUUGGAAUGAAGAAUUGAAAACAGUUUCCAGCAAUAAUAUUAUGCAAAAUGAAACUACUAUAUACUUUUUAUACAACGAUCUCCAUCCUAAUAAAAAAAUGAAACUUAUUUUCACAAAAUCCAUCAAAGGAUCCAAAUUCUUACCUCGUCAAAUUGCCGAGGCUAUACCCUUCUCGAGCAACAAGUCACAAGAAAUUUUCGAUUAUUUUUCAAUAAAACCCGCAUCGAAAGAAGCUCAGGUCAUAAAUCAAACAAUUGAAGAAUGUGAAGCACCAAAUAUUAGAGGAGAAGACAAAUAUUGUGCUACUUUUUUCGAGUCGCUAGUCAAUUUCGUUACCGCCAAGCUAGGCUCGAAAAUUAGGGCAUUUUCGAACGAGGUAGAAGAAGAAAACAAGAAGGAAGAGUAUACUAUUUUAAAAGGUAUCAAAAUGAUAGGUGACAAACAAAUAGUUUGUCAUAAGGAGAGAUAUAAAUAUGCAGUAUAUUAUUGCCAUGCAAUUAAUGCUACGAAGGCUUAUAUGGUUCCGCUGGUGGCUAAUAAUGGCUCUAAAGCUAAAGCAAUUGUUGUUUGUCACUCGGAUACAUCAGCUUGGAACCCUAAACAUUUUGCCUUCCAAGUCAUUAAUGUUAAGCCUGGAGGACCUCCAAUUUGUCAUUUCCUUAAUACUGAUACAAUUGUUUGGGUUCCUAUGUAAUUUAAUUAAGAAAAAUUUGAAAAUUUAUGUAAUAAUUUAAUCACUUUAAAAGAUGACAAUAUGA
Messenger RNA from Mercurialis annua (annual mercury), 1086 nucleotides. Its product is annotated as BURP domain-containing protein 5-like. NCBI's taxonomy places the organism in Eukaryota, Viridiplantae, Streptophyta, Magnoliopsida, Malpighiales, Euphorbiaceae. The record is from RefSeq and is a predicted model, not a curated record. The coding region runs from base 102 to 1022 and encodes 306 amino acids. The transcript is spliced from 3 exons.